CCCUCAAUAAUUUUUUGUCUCUCUCUUCCUUUUUCUUCUGAAUUUCGAGUUCGCAGUUUGCAACAAAUCGAAAAUUAAAUAAAAUCAUGGGAUUCGCUAAAGUGUGGAAUGCUCAUCCAAGAAAUUAUGGUCCAGGAUCACGUCAUUGCCGUGCCUGUUCCAAUAAUCAUGGUAUCAUCAGAAAAUAUGGAUUAAACUUGUGCCGACAAUGUUUCCGAGAGUACUCAAAGGAUAUCGGUUUCAAGAAGAUUAUCAGUAAAAUCUUUAAUCCAACCAACGUUGAAUCUCUGGCCAAAUGUGGUAAGUGCGGCAAGAAUAUUUCGCUUUGGUGGUCUGCAAUGCUUCCGUCCACCUUCAAGGCAGCAGACAUUGGGGAAGC
Messenger RNA from Clunio marinus, 379 nucleotides. Lineage: Eukaryota; Metazoa; Arthropoda; Insecta; Diptera; Chironomidae. The record is from the annotation of a GenBank genome assembly.